CACUCUUUGUUUCCUUGUUACACAAUAAUUUUUUUUUGGUCUCUUCCUGACAUGAUAUUGUAGUUUGCACCCUUGGGUAUAACAUGAGUAAGUUCUCGUGCCUCUUCCUUCUAUAUAGCUCAAUGAAUUCAAGUACCAAGUUUAAGGUGUUCUCUUUGCCUAUCGGUGAUGACUGAUGAGUGAUAUUGAGUGGGAGUCAUCAAAUAUAGAUUUUGAGUUUUUGUUUAUUGACUUUUAAUGGUGGUGAGCAAGUAAAAUAAUUGUAAUGGUUAAGGGGCACAAGUAGCGGUGAUAAAAGUUUUUUUACUCAUAUUCCUACUCAUUUGAGGAGAGUUGUGAUGUUGGGUGGGGGGGACUGAUCAGAGAAACUGCGGCUGCCUGCAGCUGUUUACACCUUCCAUCCUACAAUGGUGUCUAUUAUUCCAUUCAUUACAUCAUUGAUAAUAUAUUUUCUGAUGAUCUUAGCAGUAUGUGAUUUCUUGUCUCUUAGAAGCUUGAAUUUCAGUUUCAGUGUAAAACAUGUGCAAGACCUUGAGAAUUGAUAGUGGUUAAAUCCUUGUCUUUAGAUACAAACUAGCACCGAAGCCAUGAUGCAACCAUUACCGAGAGAUGGUGAAAGUGCUCUGUCAGUAGUCGGUCCAAGGCCAAUGGAAUGGUCCACUGUUCCUUACAGUGCUCCUCCACAGCCUGGGGCAAACGGAAAGCAACAGCGGACAUCAAGUUUGGAAUCGCCAAUCAUGCUGUUAACAGGCCAUCAGAGUGCUGUAUACACGAUGAAGUUCAAUCCGGCAGGAACAAUCAUCGCAUCUGGGUCUCACGACAGGGAGAUAUUCCUCUGGAACGUGCACGGGGAAUGCAAGAACUUCAUGGUGUUGAGAGGGCACAAAAACGCCAUCUUGGAUCUCCAGUGGACCACUGAUGGGUCCCAGAUAAUAUCCGCCAGUCCUGACAAGACCCUUAGGGCAUGGGACGUAGAAACCGGGAAACAGGUCAAGAAAAUGGCGGAACACAACGAAUUCGUGAACUCAUGCUGUACUUCCCGUCGGGGUCCACCUCUUGUAGUCAGCGGAUCUGACGAUGGGACUGCAAAGCUCUGGGAUAUGCGUCAGAGGGGUGCAAUCCAAACUUUUCCAGACAAGUACCAAAUCACAGCCGUUGGUUUUGCCGACGCAUCAGAUAAAAUCUACACCGGCGGGAUAGAUAACGAUAUAAAGGUGUGGGAUUUGCGGAGGAACGAGGUGACCAUGACUCUUCAAGGACAUCAGGAUAUGAUAACCGGAAUGCAGUUGAGUCCGGACGGGUCCUACCUUCUAACCAAUGGCAUGGAUUGCAAGCUCUGUAUCUGGGAUAUGCGACCGUACGCUCCGCAGAAUCGUUGUGUUAAGAUUUUGGAAGGUCACCAGCACAACUUUGAGAAGAACUUGUUGAAAUGCGGGUGGUCGCCGGAUGGGAGUAAGGUCACGGCUGGUAGUUCUGAUCGGUUGGUGUAUAUUUGGGAUACAACUUCUCGGCGCAUCUUGUACAGGCUACCAGGGCACUCGGGAUCUGUGAAUGAAACUGUGUUCCAUCCCACUGAACCAAUCAUUGGAUCUUGUAGUAGCGACAAGCAGAUUUUUCUUGGGGAAGUUUAAUUGUUUCUGAACGUCUGUGGACCACCGUUCUGUGAUUCCAUCAACGUGCCCUAAAAACCAGUAAGAGCUUGCGUUUGUUCUGUGAGUGUAACCUUAAUUUUGAUGACUUAGAGGAAUUGACAUGCAUUUGGGUCUAAUAGAAUUGCAGUAUGUAUAUUCAUGCAUCGAUUUAUCCCUACUCUGCAUAUGGAUGGGACCUUUUUUUUAAGGACUAUGCGGAAAUUUUGUUCAUUGUC
Molecule: messenger RNA, 1867 nt
Organism: Rhododendron vialii
Lineage: Eukaryota; Viridiplantae; Streptophyta; Magnoliopsida; Ericales; Ericaceae
Exons: 2
Coding region: 588-1631 (347 amino acids)
Cellular component (GO): catalytic step 2 spliceosome
Molecular function (GO): protein binding; RNA binding
Source: RefSeq, a predicted model, not a curated record